GGACAAACUUUUUGAGCGGAGCGGGCUGGCAGUGGGGGCAGAAGAGCAGAGCUGAGGAUGGCGGCGCACAGCCCGCCGCUGCUGGUCUGAGAGUCCUGGUGCCCUGGCCCCCCGAGGAACUUGGGCACCAAGCGGCAGGUGUACUUCCAGAGCGCGAGGAGAUCGAAGAGAUCCGGAGGCUGGGAGCGUGAGGUCCGCCCGGAGCCGGGCAGCCCAACCCGCUUCCUGGCGUUCUUUCUCCAGGAGGAUGUCAGGAGACCAAGGCAACAGGAAAGAUCACCUUUCAAACAUAAAUGUUAUAGCCUCAACCCAAACCAAAGAAGGUCUGAACCUUGUGUUGAUACGUGGGGAUGUUUUAUGUCUCACGGCUGAUGUCAUUGUCAACACUGUUCCCACUGAUCUUCAGCUUGGAAGAGGACCACUAUCUCAGGCUCUUUUGAUGAAAGCUGGUCCAAUGCUCCAGAAAGAGUUAAAUGCCACCAAGCAGGGAGCAGAGGAGGAAGUGGGUAGCAUACUCAUGACAAGUGGCUGCGAUCUGGACUGCAAAGCUGUGCUCCAUGUCGUGGCUCCAGGCUGGGAUAAUGGAGCAAGAUCUUUGCAGGAAUGGUGUCUGAAGAUUCGUGUAAUAAUCCUUAAGUACAACAAAGAGAUGUGGCCAGAGCUGUGGUGAGGAAUGAA
Messenger RNA from Equus quagga, 678 nucleotides. It is a transcript of the gene PARP15, whose product is annotated as poly(ADP-ribose) polymerase family member 15. The transcript is spliced from 4 exons. NCBI's taxonomy places the organism in Eukaryota, Metazoa, Chordata, Mammalia, Perissodactyla, Equidae. Gene Ontology annotation, biological process: negative regulation of gene expression. The record is from RefSeq and is a predicted model, not a curated record. Gene Ontology annotation, molecular function: transcription corepressor activity. Gene Ontology annotation, cellular component: nucleus; cytoplasm. The coding region runs from base 248 to 670 and encodes 140 amino acids.